Molecule: messenger RNA, 615 nt
Organism: Epithele typhae
Lineage: Eukaryota; Fungi; Basidiomycota; Agaricomycetes; Polyporales; Epitheliaceae
Exons: 2
Coding region: 1-615 (204 amino acids)
Biological process (GO): mycotoxin biosynthetic process
Source: RefSeq, a predicted model, not a curated record
AUGCGCAGAAGCAUCUUUUCCUGGCGCGCAACCGAGCGCGUCAUCGUCGUCGCCUCUCUCGCCCUCAUCGUGCUCAACGGCGCGCUCAAAUUCGCCGCGCUCGCGUUUCUACGGCACCUCGAAGCACAAGAAACAUACAUGCACCCGGAGACCGGCUGGUCUGUCCCCGCCGCCGCGCACGAAGUCGCGCUCGAGACCGGCGGCUGGGCGCGCUACACCCUCGACGCCCCGGAGCCUUGGGAGCCGCUCUUCCCCGGCGGCGGCGUCGUGCACCUCGGGCCGUCGCGCGCGCCGUACACGGUCGCGAUGAUGCACCAGUUCCGGUGCAUGGACGCGCUCCGGCACGAGUUCACGCGGCCGCGCGCGGAGCGCGACUGGGCGCACGCGCAGCACUGCCUGAACUACCUCCGGCAGGCGGCGCGCUGCCGCGGGGACACGCAGCUGGACGCGUACCAGUACGCGCACAAGAUCGGGGCCGUGGACAAGCGGCCGGUGCGGAGGUGUCGGGACUGGCGGGCGGUGUAUGAGCAGGUGGAGCAGAGCCAGAGGGAGUACGCGGACUGGGUGGAGGAGCACGACCGUGCGAGGAAGGAGGGAGAGGUGCGGGUGCCGUAG